UUCAUUUCUUUAAUAACAAACAAACAACCCGGUAAAUUUGUUUUUUUUUGCAUGCAACGCAACUUACACGGCAUGCAGCCGACUCGUGGACGGUUUCCUGUUGCCUUAAGUGAUGCAUUCGUCGUAAUUUCGUGUAUUUAAGUGUUAACUGCUUAGGCCUCUGUUUUAUACAGGGGACGAUCAGGAAAACUAAUUUGGAUUAAGAAUCAGAUCUAGACUCGUUAGUGCGUGCAGUCAGACACCUCAGUCGUGAGAUUUGUGCAGUUGGUAACACAAAUAAAAAAAAACGCAAUGAGACGUAGCACGAACGAGGCUGCUUUUAGCAGUAGCAUGUCGCUUUCUAUCUGCCGAGCUUAAAUCCAUUAAAACCGCCGAGAUUCAUCAUGCUUACUUGAUUUCACUAGCUUCGAAAACGACACUCUGCAGAUCACAUCAGAAUUCCUGAGUGAAAUCUUUAUGGGAUGACGUUUGUGCCACCGGUUCAAACAUCAGUAAUAACAUCAGAUCCAGUUGGCUUGUUUUGAAACAGGACCACAGAGGGAUCCUUUCCCUUCCUCGCUUAGUCUGUCUGUUACUCGUGGGCGGAAAAGAAGGCGUGUUGAGCAGUCAUGGGAAAGAAGAAUCAGAACCGUGAGGAUGACGAAUCUGCGUCCUCAGACGAAGAAGAAUACGUGGUGGAGAAGGUCUUGGACAGGAGGGUUGUAAAGGGCAGAGUGGAGUACUAUCUUAAAUGGAAAGGAUUUUCAGAUAAACACAACACGUGGGAGCCAGAAAAAAACCUCGACUGUCCAGAUCUCAUCUCCGAAUUCAUGAAGACGUACAAAAAGGGUGGCAGUGGUACGAGUACUCCAAGCAGUGGGACCAAACCCUCCAGCGCAACUCCCUCUCGUACCAAAGAACCCGGCAGCAAGAGGAGAAACUCAGACGAAGAAGAGGAGGGCGGCAGCAAGCAGAAGCGGAAAAAAGAGGACGAGAUCCUAGUCGCUAGAGGCUUUGAGAGAGGUCUGGAGCCGGAGAAGAUCAUUGGUGCGACCGACUCUUGUGGGGACCUUAUGUUCUUAAUGAAGUGGAAAGACUCGGACGAGGCGGACCUUGUGCUCGCGAAGGAGGCCAAUCACAAGUGUCCCCAGAUUGUCAUCGCUUUCUACGAGGAGCGUCUUACUUGGCAUGAGGAUGGCGAGAAGAAGGAGAAGGGUGCUGCAGCUGUGUAAGCGUACAAUCCCCCUCCGAGAGACACGAGUGCACUCACAAUCCGUCCUUUGUUCCCGGACCAUUUUCAAACCACCACUGGCAUUGGCCUCCUGGCAUUUGAGGUCUCUUCCCACCUUCUUUAGUCUCUUUUCAUCUCCCGUAUAAAUGGCAACUCUUUAUCAAACAAUGUCUCAAGUAUUGAGGGAUGAGCAAGUAAUUGAGAACUAUGCCAAGAGCUUGAGGAAUGGAGAUGUUAAGACUGAUGGAGUCACAUGGAUAGUGUUUUUAACCUGUUAUUCUGACAGAGCUUCACUCUUCUUUUCAUGAUUUUACGUGUUUGUGUCCCUUUUUUUUUUUUUUUCUCCUCCCCCGUGUGUAUGUUUUGACUUGAUCGUAUAGAGUCCAUUCAGCAGUUGGUGAAAUGUAUUGAGAUUGUUGAUAUUUCUGUUUGUGUUUUUAUCAGAGGUUGUUCUGUAUCUGCAGUGCUGGAUUAGUCGCCCACAUCAAAAAUCAGUCUCUCUCUCUCUCUCUCUCUCUCUCAAAACGUGUCCAGAGAAUGUAGGACUACCUUGACUAUAUAUACAUUUCACAAAACUCUGGAACUUAACUAGACAUAUGCACUGAGUCCACAUUUCCCCCCACAACUCAAAUUUUUUUUAUCACAAUUCAACGUCUGCUCGCGCUCAGAUCGGUGUCCGGGGACAGACGAUCACGUUUAUUAAUGCCAUCACAAAGACGUGCAUCCGUGAUGUUCAUAACUAAGUGCUCCACCUUGUGGACAUUUGUCUAGCAUUUUCUUUUCUUCCAGCAAACGGUUUCAACACAAACGACUACAUGUUUAAUUCCAUCCAGAUAGAAGUCACGUAGACGUUAGUCAUUUAAAGGCAAAGUGAAAUUAGGUGUCUGUGUUUGGUGCAUAAAGCUGCAGCCACACCAGGUUUUGUAGAUAAGAUAGAAAGAUCCCCAUAACGAACACUGUGACCUUGUUAGUGUUUGUCACUUCUGUCCUCACCACGGUUCAGUUCUCAAAGAAGUGAAUCGAGACUGAACCUGUGCUUAAGCGGGUUAUGAGCUCAGGUGGGGAAAUCUGUUUGUAGAGCCACUGGACAAAUAAAUCCAACCCAAGAAAACAUCCUGACUUUCACUGACACGACAGAGCUACUGAUUCUGCUUUUUAAAAAAGAAUGGUUGAGCCGUACAUCAUGGCGAAUGUAGUCAGACGAAAAGAACUGACAUUUGUUUUAUAGGUUUUUUCUCUCUCUUUUAGUUGUUGUCUCUCUCUCUCUUCUUUUUUUAAUCUUUUUUUUUUUUUUAAAGUCAGAUACUUGUUAUGUUUAGACAGAAAGGUGAAAUGUUGUGAACAGACUUCAGACCAUCGGAUGUGCUCUGGACUGCUAUGAUUUAGAUACUGUAAUGAACAUGUACGUGUGUGUGGUUUGAAUCCCAAUCAGAGUUUUUUCUUUCAGUUUUCUGGAGAAAAAUGACUAUCACAAACUGUCGUUACAUAUGUCUGUACAUCUCACUAUAAAAUGUACGGCCUGACCUUGAAUUAUUUUUUUUCCCUCUCUUCUCAUGUCAUGAUAUUCAUCAGAUACUUAUGUGUUUUCCAAGUAAGAUUUUGAUGUCUUUUACCUAUAGAUUUUUUUAAAUGUCUUGUAUCAAAUUGUAGUAAACCUAGUUUUCCACACGAAUUUGAUAGUUUUUCAUUUGAAAUCCACAAUACUGCCAUGUUUUGAUUUGAUAGUUUAAACACAGGCUUUAAACGUUUGCAUCAUUUACAGGUGAAUUUCAGUUCACAGGAUUAACCUUUCCAGCAGAUGGUGCUAUUCGGCUACACGCUCAUGUACAGACCAAAUCUCAAUGCAGCCCAUAAUAUCGUACCAAACUGUGGUGGUGUUGGAUGUUAUUUGUUGAAUUGAUUACUUGUCUUGGUGUAGAGAACUGUAAAAAAUUUUCUUAUAAAAACUAAAAUCAACGAACAGAAUUAAAAAAAAAAAAAAAAUUUCAGAGUAUGUAAAUGUAAGGACCAAAAAGGAAUAAGGCUUGCUUUUUUUCUUUUCUUUUCUUUUUUUUGGGGGGGGGGGGGGGGGGGUCAUGAAUGCUUUUCUGUUGCAAUUGCAAUGUUUUACUCUCUCUUCACACACACAAUCACUAGCGCUACACCAUGACCCAGCAGUACACCAUAUGUUUUGGUCUUGAUAUAUUCCUCAUGGUAGCUAUUAUUGAUCUUUUUUGAAGAGUAUUUUAUAAAUUAGCCCCCACACUGCUUACAUGUGAAAUAUAUCUUUCUCACGGUUAUGUUUGUAACGUGUAGAAUGUUUCUGCCGACAUUCAGUCAAAACUGUCAAAUCAAAAUAAAGAAAUUCUAAUAAGA
Molecule: messenger RNA, 3565 nt
Organism: Tachysurus fulvidraco (yellow catfish)
Lineage: Eukaryota; Metazoa; Chordata; Actinopteri; Siluriformes; Bagridae
Gene: cbx5
Product: chromobox homolog 5 (HP1 alpha homolog, Drosophila)
Exons: 6
Coding region: 609-1211 (200 amino acids)
Biological process (GO): negative regulation of transcription by RNA polymerase II; chromatin organization
Cellular component (GO): nucleus; pericentric heterochromatin
Molecular function (GO): chromatin binding
Source: RefSeq, a predicted model, not a curated record